Molecule: messenger RNA, 5382 nt
Organism: Zootoca vivipara (common lizard)
Lineage: Eukaryota; Metazoa; Chordata; Lepidosauria; Squamata; Lacertidae
Gene: FECH
Product: ferrochelatase
Biological process (GO): heme biosynthetic process
Cellular component (GO): mitochondrion
Molecular function (GO): protoporphyrin ferrochelatase activity
Source: RefSeq, a predicted model, not a curated record
CUCUCGUCGCCCCGCCCCUCUCGCUGGCUUGUCACAGCCAAGGCGAGCAAUAAGUGCUUCUUCUGGAGAGAUUAAAAAAAACCAAACCACCAGUGUAGGCGAGACUCCCAGGGAAGGCAUGCAUGCAACAAAGCAGCUCAGUUAACUUGAAGAAGGAACUGUACUACUCGGGCUGCUGCACAGUAACGGAAUGCAUUUAGUUAACACAAACAUGGCUGCUGCCUUCAGAGCUGCAAACCGAGCCUUGUACCCAUUCACAGCAAGCAAUGGCUGCAGUCGGGCGAGAGUCCAUCUACAAGGGAGAUGUCAGUCAACAGCAACAGCAGCUGUGCAGGCCAAAAAAACCAAGCCUCAGGCCCAACCUGAAAAGAGGAAACCUAAAACGGGGAUCUUGAUGUUAAACAUGGGAGGCCCAGAGACACUUGGAGACGUCCAUGAUUUUCUGCUUAGGCUUUUCCUCGACAGAGACCUAAUGACUCUUCCGAUCCAAAAUAAGCUGGCGCCUUUUCUUGCCAAGCGACGUACGCCCAAAAUCCAGGAACAGUAUAGUCGGAUUGGUGGAGGGUCGCCUAUUAAGAAAUGGACUGCUAUGCAAGGAGAAGGCAUGGUGAAGCUGUUGGAUGAAAUGUCUCCUCACUCUGCGCCGCACAAGUACUACAUCGGUUUCCGCUACGUCCACCCUCUGACGGAAGAAGCCAUUGAAGAGAUGGAGGAGGAUGGCAUUGAACGGGCUGUCGCUUUCACACAGUACCCACAGUACAGCUGCUCCACCACAGGGAGCAGCUUAAACGCUAUUUAUCGCUACUAUGACAAAAGGGGGGAUAAGCCAAAGAUGAAGUGGAGCGCAAUUGACAGGUGGCCAACGCACCCCCUUCUCAUUCAGUGCUUUUCAGACCAUAUCCAGAAGGAACUGGACUUAUUUCCACCCGACAAAAGGAAAGAUGUAGUCAUCCUGUUCUCUGCUCACUCUCUGCCAAUGUCUGUAGUUAAUCGUGGCGAUCCGUACCCACAAGAGGUGGGAGCAACCGUUCAGAGGGUUAUGGAGAAACUCAACCACUCCAACCCGUAUAGGCUUGUGUGGCAGUCCAAGGUUGGUCCUAUGCCUUGGCUGGGUCCUCAGACAGAUGAGACGAUCAAAGGGCUUUGCCAGAGGGGAAAGAAGAAUAUUUUGCUGGUUCCAAUAGCAUUUACUAGUGACCACAUAGAAACGCUCUACGAACUGGACAUCGAAUACGCGCAAGUCUUAGCCAGUGAGUGCGGAGUCGAAAACAUCCGAAGAGCAGAAUCCCUUAAUGGAAACCCAUUGUUUGCCAAGGCCCUCGCAGACUUGGUCUCUUCCCAUCUCCAGUCGAACGAAAUCUGCUCCAAGCAGUUAACCCUCAGUUGCCCGCUUUGCGUGAAUCCCACUUGCCGAAAGACAAAAUCGUUCUUCACCAGCCAGGAGCUGUGAUGCGCAUCUGCAGUGGGUUGACUUGACAGAGUAUAACCCUGCGGAUCCUGCCCCGUGUGCCCGUUUACACUGCUUUCUUUUGCCCCGCUCAGGGCCGCUUCACACAGGACGAUUAGCCUCCUGUGUGUGCUAAGAAGGGUCCCAAAUGGGGUUUGCACUGGGCUGAAGGAGGGAUGAAUCUGAAAUCUUUUGUUUGUUUGUUUUGUUUCUAUGGAGGGAUCUUGCGUUGGAAGGGAAGUAACAUUUCAAAGGGCUUCAUCCUGCAGGGGUUGCUGAGAACACACUUGUCUUCCUAUAAAGGCAUUCAGGGGACUCUUAGCACCUCGCAGCAUCAAGCUCAGCACUAGGCACUGAAAAACUGAGCUGCGUAUAUACUGGAGUAGAGUUCGUGAUUCAGCGGGGAUGUUGAAUAAUAGCGACUGGCUCAAUUUCAGCUUCCAGGGGCUGUUUGCUGUCCAGGUUAGCUUGAUUACUUCUAAAGGAACUACUCCAAAGAUCUUGACCUGAGAGUUACAACAUAGAUCUCUUAAUAUGUACUUGUCAUAAAAAUAGUAUUUUUAAAAAUCCUUCCAUGUAGUAUACUACUUUUUUCCCCUCUAUGUGGGGUGUUUUGUUUUGUUUUUUUCCGCGCUUGGAACUCUGCAACUAACAACACCGACCGCCAUGCUGCUAAUACUGGUUUGUUUCAUUUCAACUGACACCUUUUUUAAAAGCAUGUAUUUGUAUUUUGUUUUUUUAAAAUGAAGCUUAUUAUUUUUUUAUUUUUGUGGGGUUCAUUCUUCCCCUACCUUCCACCCCCAAAGAAGGCAGGAUUGAUUCUGUACUAGCCCAGCAGCUUUAAAAGAUUUUUUAUUUUUAUUUUUCUAUUAAUACAUGCAUCACAUAUCCAUAACAUUCAUAUCACAAUCCCUCUUCUCUCCCUCCUGGCCACCCUCAAACUCCCCUUUCUGAUUUAUUUCCCCCUAAUUACACACUGCUGUUUCUAAAAAGAAACACAUUAUAUUCAUUCUUUUAUCUUCUACAUAUUUUGUCACUAAAGAUGUGAAUGUUUAUUUAAAUUCUGUCAUCAAGUCAGUAGUCUUCCUUUGCUUCUGCAAAUAUACUAUAAAUGGUUCCCAUUCUCUUUCAAAGUCACUGUUGUCUUUUCCCCGAAGUCUGUCAGUUUUGCCAUUUCUGCCCAGCAGCUUUCAGUUCCUUUGACAGCAGAGUUAUCCAAAUUGAACGGGUGUGGUUCCCCCUCCCCCUGAUGUUCUUUUGGAAACUGUUCGAUUUUGUGAGAUUUCGGCGGUCUCGGUGGCAGCGCCUGCCCAAUAAGCCAGAGAUCGAGAACUUGUGCCCCUUCAGAACUUGCUUGACUCCCACUCCAUCAGCCCCAGACAGCAUGGCCCAGUGGUCAGGGGUGAUGGGAAUUGCAGUCCAACAACAUUGUGAGGGCCAGAGAAUCUACGGCCCAGGUCCUUGGCCUCAUAAGCUUUCCUGUACUUUCAGGCCUGCCAUUGAGGCCCAGCCAGGUAAACAAACCACCUUAGCUUGUCAUUCAUGGUUUGUUUCUCCCUAAGGAGCCAGGAUUCGUUAAGCCAGCAACAAAGUUUGGAUUGUUAGGGACAAACCAACCGUGAUCCCUAGUUCUGACAUCGCACCAAGCUGGUAUACAGCGGCAUUCUGCUGGUCCACAAUAUGGCGUAUUAAGCCAGGCUUCUCGGUUUAUCAUCACGGUCAAACUUGGCCUUUGUAUGAAGGGAUAGCUUUUAUUUUUUCCCCUUGGAAAGCAUAACCUGUAAAGAAAUCGCCGUAGCCUCUGGCUUGGGGCGGGGGGAAGCUACGUUGAGACAGCAUCGAUUGUGUGUGUAUUGUGGUUCAACAAGUACAAAUGUCUCUCUGUAACUUCUGGAUGAGACUCAGGGAAGUGCUGCGUCCAUGCUUGGACCUGAGGAGUGACUCCUAUUUUCUGGCCCAGGAACCACAUUCAGCCUUGGCCAAUCCUUUGGGGCCUGCAGCUAUGAGUGUGGCCAGCCACCCACCACUCUACCUGGAACACAGGUAAGGCACGCAGGCCCCCUGAUCUGUGCAGGUGAGCUGAGAUGUGAGGAUUAUCACCCCCACAUCAGGUGUACUAUGAUUUGUUUUUGCUGCUGUCAAAUCAAAUGUAUAGGUGGUGGUUGGAGCGUAAAACAUUACUUGGGGGGGGGGGUCCUGAUCAGGCCUCCAAAAUGGGGGCUAGCCACCCUCGUCCCAGCUCCUAUAAGCUGAGGCUAGUUUCAGUUGGAGACCUUCAGUGAUCAAGUUGGGCAGGUGAUUUUUUCAUGUUUACGUGCAUAAACACUGACGAUUGUGCAGCUCUACACACAAAGGUGCAGAAUAGGUGCAAAAUUGAUAUCAUCAACGGGAGAUGCUGUGCUUUGCUUGUUCAGUAUGGGUAAUGGCCAACUAAUGUCAGAGAAUGAAUCAAUCAGAGGUGUCUUUUUUUUACAUUGCUCGGUUAAUACACAUAGCUUGUGUGCAAAUUUUGUAUGCCACUUUGGGGGGGGGAAUUAUUCUAGGGGGAGAAUGUGAACGUCACCUGGUGAUCAUUGUCCGUCUUGCAUACAGUGGUACCUCGCAAGACGAAUGCCCUGCAAGACGAAUUUUUCGCGAGACGAAUGCAUCUUGUGAUCUGAUGGUGACUCGCAAGACGAAUUCGUUUUGCGAAAAAUUCGUAUUGCGAAUCGCGGUUUCCCAUAAGAAUGCAUUUAAAUUUAAUUAAUGUGUUCCCAUGGGCAAAAAAAGAAAUUUCAAUGCAUUCCCAUGGUAAACCGCGAUUCGCAAGACGAAUUUUUCGCAAAAUGAAUUGACUCGCGGAACGAAUUAAAUUCGUCUUGCAAGGCACCACUGUAUUCUCCACGACUGCUAUGCUUGGUACCAAUGUGAUCUGGAGAUGGUAAAAUAAAAAUCCACUUUUGAUGACCUGUGCAUAUUCUGCACACCUCUGAAUAUGUGCACAGCCAUUGGCAUUUGCAAACCUACAUUUCUGAACUUGCGUUAACCGCAGUGUGUGUGCGCCUCUGAUUGGAAUGGAUGUUUUACCCUUGCGAAUUGCCUGGCUGAUGCUUCUGAACUGGAACCGCCUAUAAAUUCAGGCUCUAUUUCCAACAGCCUCUUACUUUAGAUCAUUCCAGUUCUUGGAGAUUGUUAACAAUCGACAUGUCGGAUCUGGUGAAUGUUGUCAUUUAUUGGUAGGUCUUAAGAUGUGAGGAGGAUUUCCAGUGGGGAAUUUUAGAGAUGUGCGUCAUAAGGACUUGUUUGUUCUUGACAUAUGUUACUUCAGGUGCAUGGUAAAAUUAUGGAAUGAAGAAUGACACCUGGGCACUUGCUUAAUAGCAAAGUUUUGGUGCUUCCUGGGAAAUGUCAACUUUGUCUGAAAUGCCUUCAGGAUCUCUUAAGAAUUGCCAGUAAAUGUAAAACAUUCACCAGACUGUUGACACUUACCGACAGCAGGUGCCGUUUGUACUCCAGUGGUAACUGCUCUACUCCAGAAAGCUGCCCCGUUGAAUGUAGACUAUUGUGAGAAGUGAGUGCCCUUCCCAUUUUCCUCCAUUGCUCCUGUGUGAGAAGCCUUGUGUCUUUUAAACCAGCGUUCUUGUCUUCACGGAGGGCUUCCUUCUCUUUGAACAAGCGGGAAUAUGAGGCCGUUCUUCAGAGCUGCAUUAUAGAUCUGCUUAUCGCUUUCUAGCUGUCAAGCCACUGUGGUUUUUGUGGUAUUUCUAUGGAUGCAAAUUGAUCUGGAUUUAAUUCAUGUUGUCAAUUAAACUCCAAAUGAUCUAUUAGAGCGUUUUUUUUCUUUUUCAAAUGGUGGUGAACACGCGAGACUGCUGGUGGCAAGCUUGUACUGCUGGCUCUUGGCAGGCAGAAGAUUAUAAAUUUCCUUGCGUCAAAUAAAAUGUUGGACUCUCUUU